Bactrocera latifrons is the source of this 1102-nucleotide messenger RNA. RefSeq lists its product as uncharacterized. The record is from RefSeq and is a predicted model, not a curated record. Bases 2 to 1039 code for a protein of 345 amino acids. The transcript has a single exon. NCBI's taxonomy places the organism in Eukaryota, Metazoa, Arthropoda, Insecta, Diptera, Tephritidae.
AAUGGGUAAGGAGAUCGUAAAUGGACAAUGUAGAAAGAAACCUAUACUUUAUUACCCGUUUUCUAUGCGCGGAAAGCAAUACUAUUAUGGCUUGAACCAAUCUAAAAAGGAUUGGUUCAUACAGGAAUUCAAACCAAGUGGCAAAAUGGGAAGUGUACAUGCACUAGGUCUAUGGGAACAUUAUUACCAUGUAGCGUUUCCCUUUACAAUCGAUGGUGUUCAGUUCAUGCAUUUUUUAAAUGAUAAGAAUUAYAUUGUACGAAAAGUAAAACAAACUCCACCUUUUUGUCCGGUUCUAGUUAAUCCACAAUCAUAUUGUAGCGAGGAAUCAAAACUGAAAUGCGGUCCUUUAUAUCCCCGAGUAGAGCGAGUAAUGAACUAUGGUGGCUCCAGUGAGGCCUGCACUGAUUUCAAUUUCAUCAACGAUUACAUAGCCGAUAUCAUGAAAGAUGACUACUAUGUAACAGUAAAGAUUAAUGAUCGCAAAACUGCCAUCAAGUCCUAUUCAAAGUUAAAGAAAGGUGCAACAAUCAACUUAACUGUAGCAAUGAAUGCUGAAAUAUAUCGGGAGCAUUUGACCAGCGGAAAGCCGCCAGACUCUCAAGCCGUACGUGAUCAUGUACGAAAAUUGGAACAGGACGAAAACGAUGAAGCUGGUCAUCUAUUGGCACCGUCUUUAGGUGGUACUCUACAGGCGUAUAAUUUUGUGCCACAGAGUCCUAUGAUUAAUCGAAAACUGCUGGUGGCUGGUAAUAGCAUACGUGCACCACAACGGGGUUGGUUCGAUGUAGAGGGCUUGAUACGCAACUAUGUAGCUGAAAUUGGCGGCCAUGUAGGUUGGCAUCUAGUCAUUUCAUACGGCAACUUGGCAAAUUCACUGCGUCCUACCGAAUUCUGGUUGUUGGUGAAGUUUUAUGAUGYCGCUGGCAAGCUAACAAACUGGGGRGCGAAUAAAGCUAUCACCGGUUAUCACUUUCGCAAUGUACCCACCGAAGCAUGUAAAGAUUUGAAUAGUACGUGGUGGAACAUACCCUAUUGACGACGUUUCUACCACUUUAUGUGAAGUAUUUUACUUUUGUGAGAAUAAAUAUGUUCAUUUGCA